AUGGGCAAGUUCUCAAAAAUCAAGAAGGUUCAACAGGAGGAGUCGGCUCAGGAGAAAAUGGAAUGGGAAGCCGCUGGAGCCAAGGAUUCCAGUGAUGAUUCGUCAGAUGAAUCGGACGACGAACAAGUGCCACAAACGCAGACAGAAGAGACACGUAAACGUGCAGAGCUCUGGACGAAUCGCGAGAGAGUUCUCGUUUUGUGCUCUCGCGGAGCCGAUGUUCGUACUCGUUACCUGAUGAAAGAUGUCAAGGAUCUGUUGCCUCACGCGAAAGGAGACUCGAAAUUAGAUCAACAGAAAUCACUGAAAGCACUCAACGAGAUUGCUGAAAUGAAGAAUUGCACGAAAGUAAUGUAUUUCGAGAGUCGAAAGAGAAAAGACACGUAUCUUUGGAUGUCGAAUGUGGAAAAGGGACCGUCGAUCAAGUUUCUCGUUCACAAUGUCCAUACGAUGAAGGAACUGAAAAUGUCUGGAAAUUGUUUGAAGGCGUCGAGACCAGUGUUGUCGUUCGACGACGCUUUCGAGCAGAAACCACACUUGAAAUUGAUCAAGGAGGUUCUUAUGCAGACGCUCGGCACCCCACACCACCAUCCACGCAGUCAACCAUUCGUCGAUCACGUCUUCAAUUUCUCCGUCGGAGAGGGCGACAAAAUCUGGUUCCGUAACUUCCAGAUUGUCGACGAGAGUCUUCAGUUGCAGGAAGUUGGACCGCGAUUCGUGCUUGAAAUGGUCCGUCUGUUCGCCGGUUCAUUCGAGGGAGCCGUCCUCUACGACAACCCGAAUUACGUGUCUCCAAAUGUGAUCCGUCGUGAGCAUCGUAAGGGACAACACGCCUACAUUGAGAAGCAGUUGGCACUCAAAGCGUCGAAUAUCAAACAAGCGAAAGUCACCGAGAUUCUCGCUGAGAAGACGGUCGAUUUGGUUGGAAAGGAAUUCGACACUCAAGACAACGCGAUCGCCGAUUCGACGGAAGCGGCCGCCCAGAUCGCGGCUCAAAUCGAGAAGCGUCGUGUCCGCAAGAAGAAGUCUCAAUCUGCCAAGUAUACCGGAUCCGAUUAA
This is a messenger RNA of Caenorhabditis remanei, 1059 nucleotides long. RefSeq lists its product as uncharacterized. Gene Ontology annotation, biological process: ribosomal large subunit assembly; rRNA processing. Gene Ontology annotation, molecular function: rRNA binding. The transcript is spliced from 5 exons. Bases 1 to 1059 code for a protein of 352 amino acids. The record is from RefSeq and is a predicted model, not a curated record. Lineage: Eukaryota; Metazoa; Nematoda; Chromadorea; Rhabditida; Rhabditidae. Gene Ontology annotation, cellular component: nucleolus.